AUGGCCGGAGCGGCGGCGGCGGUGGCCGCGGGAGCAGCAGCUGGAGCCGCCGCGGCAGCCGUGUCGGUAGCGGCUCCGGGUCGGGCCUCGGCGCCCCCGCCGCCCCCGCCGGUAUACUGUGUGUGCCGGCAACCGUACGACGUGAACCGCUUCAUGAUCGAGUGCGAUAUCUGCAAGGACUGGUUCCACGGCAGCUGUGUUGGAGUAGAAGAACAUCAUGCUGUGGACAUUGACCUGUAUCACUGUCCCAACUGUGCAGUUCUCCAUGGUUCCUCCUUGAUGAAAAAGAGGAGGAACUGGCACAGGCACGACUACACAGAAAUUGAUGAUGGUUCCAAACCAGUGCAGGCUGGAACUAGAACUUUUGUGAAGGAAUUACGUUCUCGAGUCUUCCCAAGUGCCGAUGAAAUCGUUGUAAAGAUGCAUGGCAGCCAGCUGACACAAAGAUACCUGGAGAAACAUGGAUUUGAAGUCCCUAUUAUGGUCCCCAAAUUAGAUGAUCUAGGACUCAGGCUCCCUCCACCUACUUUUUCUGUUAUGGAUGUGGAACGUUAUGUAGGUGGUGACAAAGUGAUAGAUGUCAUUGAUGUGGCAAGGCAGGCAGACAGCAAAAUGACACUUCACAAUUAUGUUAAAUACUUCAUGAAUCCUAACAGACCAAAAGUGUUAAAUGUGAUCAGCCUUGAAUUUUCAGAUACAAAGAUGUCUGAAUUGGUGGAGGUUCCUGAUAUAGCCAGAAAACUUUCCUGGGUGGAAAAUUAUUGGCCUGAUGAUUCAGUCUUUCCCAAGCCAUUUGUUCAGAAAUACUGCUUAAUGGGAGUUCAAGACAGCUACACAGAUUUCCACAUUGACUUUGGUGGGACUUCAGUUUGGUACCAUGUCCUCUGGGGCGAGAAGGUUUUUUAUUUGAUAAAGCCAACAGAUGACAAUUUGGCACUCUAUGAAUCUUGGAGUUCAUCUGUGACCCAGAGUGAAGUGUUCUUUGGAGAUAAGGUGGAUAAAUGCUACAAAUGUGUGGUAAAGCAGGGACAUACCUUAUUUGUUCCUACAGGGUGGAUUCAUGCUGUGCUCACUUCUCAGGACUGUAUGGCUUUUGGGGGGAACUUUCUGCACAACCUGAACAUUGGCAUGCAGCUCAGGUGUUAUGAGAUGGAAAAAAGGCUAAAAACACCAGAUCUUUUCAAAUUCCCUUUCUUUGAAGCCAUAUGUUGGUUUGUAGCCAAAAACUUGCUGGAGACCCUAAAAGAACUGAGAGAAGAUGGUUUCCAGCCUCAGACUUACCUAGUACAGGGAGUGAAAGCGCUGCAUACUGCUUUAAAAUUAUGGAUGAAAAAAGAACUUGUAUCUGAACAUGCCUUUGAAAUUCCAGACAAUGUUAGACCUGGACAUCUUAUUAAAGAACUUUCUAAAGUAAUUCGAGCAAUAGAGGAAGAAAAUGGCAAACCAGUUAAAUCUCAGGGAAUUCCUACUGUAUGUCCAGUUUCACGAUCCUCAAAUGAAGCAGCUUCCCCAUACCAUUCCCGACGAAGGAUGCGGAAACUUCGAGAUCAUAAUGUCCGAACUCCUUCUAACCUAGACAUCCUGGAGCUCCACACGAGGGAGGUGCUCAGAAGACUGGAGAUGUGUCCCUGGGAAGAGGACACUUUGAGCUCUAAACUGAAUGGAAAAUUCAACAAACAUCUCCAGCCAUCUUCCACGGUACCUGAAUGGAGAGCGAAAGAUAAUGAUCUCCGAUUACUGCUGACAAAUGGAAGGAUAAUUAAGGAUGAGAGACAACCCUUUACGGAUCAGAGUCUUUAUACAGCAGACAGUGAAAAUGAAGAGGAUAAGAGAAGGACAAAAAAGGCAAAAGUGAAGAUGGAAGAGAGCUCAGGAAUAGAGGGGGUGGAGAAUGAAGCGUCUCAGAAACCACGUAACAGGUUUUUAACAAGUGUGAAAUCAGAACUCAGGAAUCGAUCAUCAGAAUAUUCUGAUAUUUCUGAUUCAGAAGACUCUGGACCUGAUUGCACCGCACUGAAAAAUAAUUUUACCACUGAAGAGUCUGAAAGUUCAGGUGAUGAAAAGAAACAAGAAAUUACAUCAAACUUUAAGGAAGAAUCUAAUUUGAUGAGGAGCUUCCUUCAAAAGAGCCAGAAGCCAUCUAGAAGCGAAAUUCCAGUUAAAAGGGAGUGUCCUACCUCGACGAGCACAGAGGAAGAAGCUAUUCAGGGCAUGCUGUCUAUGGCAGGGUUGCACUAUUCCACGUGUUUACAAAGGCAGAUACAAAGCACAGACUGCAGUGGUGAAAGACGCUCUCUCCAGGAUCCCAGCAGCUGCCACAGCAGUAACCAUGAGGUUAGGCAGCUGUAUCGCUGUGAUAAGCCAGUGGAAAGUGGGUAUCAUGUCAAGACUGAAGAUCAAGACUUGAGGAGUUCUUCCUGGAUUAAACAAUUUGAUACAACUUCCAGAUUUAAUCGUCAGGAUCUAAGUAGAGGCCAGAAAUGCAUCAGAAAGGAAGUUUCAUCAGAAAUCAGUCAGAAGGUACACAGUAGGAAUUCUGUGGACAGCAGUGGCUCAGGCCCUCAGAACGGAAAGUAUACGCAGAGUUCAAGCUUGAUGUCAGGGCCGUGCCAGAUAAGCAAUGGCAGUGUAAGCCCAGAAAGGCCCGUUGGUGAAGCUUCCUUUUCAGUGCCCCUUCACCCCACCAAGAGACCUGCAUCAAAUCCACCACCUAUCAGCAACCAGGCAACAAAAGGUAAACGUCCAAAAAAAGGAAUGGCAACAGCCAAACAACGUCUUGGGAAGAUCCUUAAAUUGAACAGAAAUGGCCACGCACGUUUCUUUGUGUGACGGAGCUGCGGUUGUGGUCACUCUUCCUUUCGGAGACCGGUCUCGGGGUACGGGGUACGGGAGCCUGGAGCUCCCGCGCGCCCCCGCUGAAGCAGUUUGCAUGUACCGUAGGGAGCACUGCCUGAAGAACAAAAUGAACCUGAUGCUGCAUUUUCACUGUGCCACACCCACUCAGCAAUAACCAUUUUGGACCUGGUGGGGAGAGGAAGAAGGAGGGUAGAACCUUAAAAAGAGACCUUGAACUGGAAAGGGUCUCUUGUCAGGGCUUGAAUUUCAUUUUGUUGUUGGUAGUGUUUUGAUUUAUUUUCAGUGGUAGGGUAAAGAAUUAUCAAUAAUUUAUUUAACAGAUGUUUUUUUUUUAAAGUUAACAGCUUUUAAAUUCUUUCUUUUUUAAAGCUAUUUAUUUGGAAGAUUUCUGGAGAAAUAUCUCACUAAUUUAGAUUUAAGAAUGUGAAGGUUUUUAAAUUAUUUUUGAUAGUGCGUGUGUUACACGUGGAGAAGAGCCACGGUAACAGUAACUAGUCUGGACUCUUAAAUUUGCUAUUCAGGUUAAAGUCUUAAACAGGGAUUUGAUGCAUUAAUUAUUUUAAAUUAAGAUGUAUAUGAAAAUCAUUUUAUUUUAUAUAAUUCAUGUGUUUUUUAUAAGCUAUUAGCUUCGCUUUUGCUAACAUCCAAGGUGCAUACUGUUAUCCAGGUCGAUUACCUAUAUCCCACCUUCCCUCUGCACUCCCCAUCAUUUCAUAACGACACAAGACUCUUCUCUUUGCAGGGAAAUACUUUCAUAGCCAAUGUGUAAGAACUACAUAGAAGACCCCACAUGUCUCAUUUCACUUGACAUUGCAAUUUUCUUCUAAACAGAAAAAUAGGCUUCUUGCAUUUUCAUUUUUUGCUGAUGAUAUCUGGGUCCCAAAGAGUACAGCUUUAAUAUCUUUUUCCUACUUGUGGGAAAAGUAUUAUAAGUUUGGUUAAAUUGUCAUGUUUGUAGUUUUUCAAAUACAUUUGUAACUACAGAGGGCCUUCUUCGUACUACUGGUGUUGGGAGGGCAGGACCAACACCUGCCACAGAGGUUAUAUUUUAUGACGCUUUUAUUCUGUAUACCUAAUUUGUUGGAAAAUAUGAAAUAUGGUUUGACUUAGAAUAUUCAAAUCUGCGUAAUAAGCCGUAAUAUAAUAAGACUAUACUAUAUUAAGUUGUAUAGAAGCAAGCAUGUUGGAGUAGAUGGUUUGAGUGUGUGUGUGUGUGUGUGUGUGUUUAGUUUUUUAUUUCUUAACCUUCUAAAGAAUUAUUUAAGAUACGGAUUUGGAGUAAAAUGGGUGCUUUUUGCAGUUUCUUCCGUCUGUCCUAACUUAACCAGUGCACAGUGAGGUUAAGGAUCUGGUUGAGCUUUAAGGAAUCAUUUCUCUCCUUUGUGCACAACUUUUACUAAGUGCCAGUUUUCAGUUGCUUGCAAUAGCUUAUAUUUUCCUUUUCCGCCCCCCCAUGACAUAAAAACAAGUGAUUUCUGCGGGGGGUGGGGCGGUGGAGAUAUUCCCAGUUCUGACAAUAGAGCAUUUUACAAGUUCCUACAAAGAAAAUAUAGGCAAAUUGGAUAAAAUUUAUUUUUAUGGAGAAGAAAUACGGCCAGAUUAUGGGUUUGUCUUUUUUUUUUUUUUUUAAACUCAGCAAGGUAGCAGGACUUUCCCUUCUGUAUUAAGUAUCACUUGAAGAGCUAAGAAAAAAAAGCCUAUACCAUUAUCUUUCAUGGUCACAUUCAAAUGUGUAUUUUCAAAGAGAAAUCUUUCUUACUCUGCCUCCGUUCCAGUAUUUCAUGGAAUAUAUAUGAAAUAUCUUACAAAUUAGCCUUUUUGGUCCAAGUGACUGGACCACUGUCUGGGUCUUAUCUGGGUGUCAGGAAGAAGAAUUUUUAUGGGAGUACUAAAGGUCUAUAAUAGGCCUACUUAAACUCUGUACGCUAUGCCAAAACUAGGUAGAGAUAGGUACAGUCAGUCAUUUGUUGGUCAUCAGAGCUCAAGAUGUCCAAAAUGUGGGUCUGCCUGUUUCUCCCACCUUCCCCACACAAUAUAUUGCUGUGAUGUUUUGGUUUUCUGUAGACACCAUUUUAGUGUUAAAAUACACAUGUUUUGGUGUUAGU
Messenger RNA from Mesoplodon densirostris (Blainville's beaked whale), 4961 nucleotides. RefSeq names its product lysine demethylase 7A (gene KDM7A). Gene Ontology annotation, biological process: regulation of transcription by RNA polymerase II; protein demethylation. Bases 1 to 2829 code for a protein of 942 amino acids. Gene Ontology annotation, molecular function: transcription coregulator activity; histone demethylase activity. The record is from RefSeq and is a predicted model, not a curated record. The transcript has 20 exons. Lineage: Eukaryota; Metazoa; Chordata; Mammalia; Artiodactyla; Ziphiidae.